Molecule: messenger RNA, 711 nt
Organism: Camellia sinensis
Lineage: Eukaryota; Viridiplantae; Streptophyta; Magnoliopsida; Ericales; Theaceae
Source: RefSeq, a predicted model, not a curated record
AUGAACAAAGGUGGUCUGCAAGUUUUUCAGGGAUGUGGUGCAUCAGUGCUAUUAGACGACACGCCGAGUUUCGUUGGUGAAAAAACUGCAACACCAAACUUGAAUUCUCUAAGAGGGUUUGAAGUGAUUGAUGGGAUAAAAUCUGAUCUCGAAUCUAUUUGUCCUCCUAAGACGGUCUCUUGUGCUGAUAUACUUGCUACUGUAGCCAGGGACUCGGUUACUCUGGUAUGUGAUGUCAGCAAUUUCCACUCUCCUCCUGAGGAAUGUGAACUUGCUGUGUGUCAGGUGGGCCAGGUUGGGAAGUCCAGAUGGGAAGGAGGGAGGGACAGCUUGACUGCUAGCAUAACAGCAGCAAACAAAGACAUUCCGGAACCUAAUUCUAGCAUGGCCACACUAGUGACCAAGUUCCAAAAUGUUGACCUCACACUUAAUGACAUGGUCACACUCUCAGGGGCACACACGAUGGGAAAAGCUCGUUGCUCGACAUUCAGCUCUAGGCUGAAUGUUAAUAGCAACUCAAAUAACCCAGAUAUAAACACCGACUUCCUGCAGUCACUCCAGCAGUUAUGCUCAGAAUCAAACAGCGACACAACACUAGCACAUCUUGAUCUUGUGACCCCAUCAACAUUUGAUAACCAGUACUAUGUUAACCUAAUUUCUGGGGAGGGAUUGUUCGCCUCCGACCAGAUCCUUGUCACUGGAGAUGAUUAG